Pteropus alecto (black flying fox) is the source of this 3174-nucleotide messenger RNA. RefSeq names its product contactin 6 (gene CNTN6). The transcript is spliced from 22 exons. The record is from RefSeq and is a predicted model, not a curated record. Gene Ontology annotation, molecular function: cell-cell adhesion mediator activity. NCBI's taxonomy places the organism in Eukaryota, Metazoa, Chordata, Mammalia, Chiroptera, Pteropodidae. Gene Ontology annotation, biological process: brain development; cell-cell adhesion. The coding region runs from base 1 to 3174 and encodes 1057 amino acids.
AUGACCCCGGAGCACUUUCUUGUGCUGCGACGCAAGGACGAGUUCCGAGAACGUGGCACACGUCACGUGUACGAAGGAGCCAGCUUCCGUGGCUCCUGCUGGGCACAGCAGGGGCAUGUGGGCACCGAAGUCAGGAGUGGCGAUGGCCCCCUGAGCUGUCCCGUCUUCACCCAGGAGCCACAGGAUGUCAUUUUCCCUUUGGAUUUUUCGCAGUCUGAACUCAGGCUGAACUGUGCUGCGAACGGCCACCCUCCGCCCCGUUACAGGUGGAAACAGAAUGGCACAGAUAUCGAUUUUGCCACGAGUUAUCACUACAGGUUGGAUGGAGGGGAUUUGGCCAUCAGCAGCCCUCACACGGAUCAAGAUAUUGGCACGUACCAAUGCCUGGCCACCAAUCCUCUGGGGACGAUUGUGAGUCGGAAGGCAAAGCUCCAAUUUGCAUAUAUCGAAGACUUCGAAACCAAAACCCGAAGCACAGUGUCCGUCCGAGAAGGCCAAGGCGUGGUGCUUCUGUGCGGCCCCCCGCCACACUUCGGAGGUUUAUCUUACGCGUGGACCUUCAACGAUAACCCUUUGCACGUCCAAGAGGACAGCAGGCGGUUUGUGUCUCAAGAGACGGGGAACUUGUACAUCGCCAAGGUGGAGCCGUCAGACGUGGGCAACUACACCUGCUUCGUCACGAACCGGGAAGCCCAGAGGAGCGUCCGGGGGCCGCCCACGCCCUUGCUGCAGCGUCCCGACGGUGUGAUGGGGGAGUAUGAGCCAAAGAUUGAAGUGCGUUUUCCUGACACUAUACAAGCCGCAAAGGAUUCAUCUGUAAAACUGGAAUGCUUUGCCCUUGGAAACCCAGUCCCCGAAAUUAGUUGGAGGAGGUUGGAUGGAAGCCCGUUGCCAGGGAAAGUCAAGUACAGCAAAUCCCAGGCUGCCCUUGAAAUCCCGAACUUUCAACAGGAAGACGAAGGCUUCUACGAAUGCGUUGCAGGCAACCUUCGCGGGAGAGACCUCUCAAAGGGUCAGCUCAUCUUCUACGCUCCUCCAGAAUGGGAACGACAAAUUCAGAAUACGUACCUGUCUAUCUAUGACAGCUUGUUCUGGGAAUGCAAAGCUAGCGGAAAGCCCAGCCCCAGGUACACCUGGUUCAAGAACGGUGAACUCCUCCGGCCAGGGGAGAGAAUUCACGUGGAAAAUGGGACCCUCAUCAUCGCUACGCUGAACGCGUCAGAUUCCGGUGUGUACCAGUGUGCUGCCGAAAACGAGUUCCAGAUGAUAUACGCAAAUGCGGAGUUGAGAGUCUUAGCCUCAGCUCCCGAUUUCUCCAAAAAUCCCAUUAAAAAGACCUCCGUGGUUCACGUCGGCGGGGACGUCACCAUCGACUGCAAGCCGACCGCGUUCCCCAGGGCGGCCAUCUCCUGGAAAAGAGGCACCAGCAGCCUGCGGCCAAGCAGAAGAGUGUACGUCUCGGAGGACGGCAGCCUCGCCAUGCAUAACGUGACCAGGUCCGAUGCCGGGCCCUACACGUGCACCGCGACGAAUCAGUUUGGCGUCGCCAAGGACACCGGCGGCCUGGUCGUAAAAGAGCGGACCGUGAUUACUGUCCCGCCCGCCCCGAUGGACGUCACCGUGGGCGAGAGCAUAGUGCUCCCUUGCCAGGUGUCCCACGACCCCUCUGUGGAAGUUGCGUUUGUGUGGUCUUUCGAUGGACACGUCAUCGACUUGAAAAAGGAAGUGGCUCAUUUCGAAAGGCUUGGAGGAGAAUCUAUUGGAGAUUUGAUGAUAAGGAAUAUUCAGCUGAAUCAUUCAGGAAAAUAUCUUUGUGCGGUAAAAACAACUCUAGAAAGUCUGUCGGCUGCGGCUGAUGUCAUUGUUAGAGGCCCCCCGGGUCCUCCCGAGGACGUCAGCGUGGAGCACGUUUCCAGCACCACUUCUCAACUAAGCUGGAGGCCAGGCGCAGACAACAACAGUCCCAUUCAACUGUUUACUGUGCAGGCUCGGACGCCGUUUUCCGUGGGCUGGCAGGCCGUGUCUACGGUUCCAGAAAUCCUCAGUGGUAAGACACGCAACGCGACCGUGGUUGGUUUGAGUCCCUGGGUUGAGUACGAAUUCCGCGUUGUCGCUGGGAACAGCAUUGGGAUCGGAGAACCAAGUGAAUCCUCAGAACCGUUAAGAACCAAAGCGUCGGUCCCCGUCGUGGCACCAACAAACGUCGACGGAGGUGGAGGCGGUCGCUCCGAACUCGUCAUCACGUGGGAGUCCAUCCCGGAGGAGCUGCAGAGCGGAGGGGAGUUCGGCUACCUGGUGCUGCUGCGGCCGGCGGGCUCGGCGGCCUGGACGGAGCAGAGGGUCCCGGCGGUGGAGUCCUGCAGGUUCGUCUACAGAAACGAGAGCAUCGCGCCGCUGUCCCCCUUCGAGGUCCAGGUGGGCGUGUACAACGCGGAAGGGGACGGGGCUCUGAGCGCCGUGGCCAUCGUCUACUCCGGCGAGGACGAGCCUCAGCUGGCCCCGCGGGGAACCUCCGUCCAGAGCUUUUCCGCUUCGGAGGUGGAGGUGUCGUGGAACGCCAUCGCCUGGAACAGGAGCACGGGCCGCGUGCUGGGCUAUGAGGUCCUAUACUGGACAGAUGGCGCCAGGGACCCCAUGGUCGGUAAGAUCCGCGUCAGUGGGAAUGUCACGAGCAAGACCAUCACGGGGCUGAAGGCGAACACCGUCUACUUCGCCGCCGUCAGAGCCUACAACACCGGUGGGGCCGGGCCCGCGAGCCCCCCAGUUAACAUCACCACCAAGAAGUCGCCUCCAAGCCAACCGCCAGCCAACAUUGCCUGGAAGCUGACCAACUCUAAAUUGUGCCUGAACUGGGAGCAUGUGAAAACCAUGGAAAAUGAGUCGGAGGUUCUGGGAUACAAGAUUCUGUACCGGCAGAACAGACAGAGUAAAACCCACGUUUUGGAGACGAACCACACGUCCGCCGAGCUCCUGGUCCCGCUGGAGGAGGACUACCUGGUCGAAAUCAGGACGGUCAGCGAUGGCGGAGACGGGAGCAGCAGCGAAGAAAUCAGGAUCCCCAAGGUGUCCAGUCUGAGUUCCAGCGGAGGCCUGGUCUUAGCACAGAGCAUCCAUUUCCUGUCGGUCGUCAUCAUGAUUUUUUACUGUUUUGUUACUCAGCUGCUUAUCCGAUGA